Messenger RNA from Anthonomus grandis grandis, 3318 nucleotides. RefSeq lists its product as uncharacterized. The coding region runs from base 283 to 1716 and encodes 477 amino acids. The transcript is spliced from 2 exons. Lineage: Eukaryota; Metazoa; Arthropoda; Insecta; Coleoptera; Curculionidae. The record is from RefSeq and is a predicted model, not a curated record.
AAGACAUUCCCGAUACCGAUGGGUUAUUAUUAUCGCCACCAGUAGCAGUUGAAGGCAGAGAACAAAGCGUUGAAUUUCCGGGGCUGAGUGCAGUCACGGCUUACCAUCAAGAAUUUUUGAACAGUCGAGUAUCACCACCAGUUGAAGGUAGUUUGUUAAUUAUUGUAAUCAAGUACACCAUAUUUUUAAUUUUCAGUGCAAAAUCAAGAAAAUCGAAACGACGAUAACGACGAAGCAUCUUCAAGUUCAGAACCGUUAGUAAAUGUAAGAAAAAGGCUUUUGAUGGAAAGAAACAAUGCCACAUCAACAUUCGAUGUCACCGAAAAUGCAGAGAAGGAAAAGGUAACAAGAAAACGAAAACGUGACCCAUCAAAAUGGACCAGAAAUGUCCAAAAAACUUUAAGAAUGGAGGGAAAAGAAUAUCGGACACAGAAGGGAAGACCUAAAAAAGCAAAAACAGUAGCAGAGGUAAAAUGUAGAUGUCAUUACAAAUGUAAUGACAUUUUUUCCAAUGAAACGCGACAUGAUAUUUUUAACGAAUUUUAUAAUAUAAAAAGCGAAGAGUCAAGGUGGAACUUUAUUGCUAAACAUGUUCAGCGUAUCCCAAAGAAGCGUUCAUACGUUGUACAAAAAGAGGGUAGUCGAAGAAAGUUUACCUUAGUAUAUAAACUUACUGCAAGACAUACACAACAUCAAGUUUGUCAAAACUUUUUCCUUAAAACUCUACAAAUUUCGAGUAAAAAGGUACUUACAGCACUGGAUAAAAGUUCUGCACAUGGAGUCGUUAAGCCAGAUCAAAGGGGCAAGAAAUCACCACUGCAAAAAAAAUCUGAAGCAACCAAAGACAUAAUAAGAUCUCACAUUAAAAAAUUACCCUUAAUUUCUUCACAUUACUGUAGAAGCACAACAAAGAGGGAAUAUCUCCCUACAGGAUUAUCUGAAAAUAGAAUAUAUUUAGAUUAUAAAGAUUAUUGUGCAGAGCUUGGAGUAGUACCAGAAAAAGCUAGCUUUUAUAAGCAUAUUUUUACCUCGGAGUUCAAUAUUGGUUUCCAUCGGCCUAAAAAAGAUCAAUGUGAUUAUUGUGCCGGGUUUAAAAACAAAAAUGAUGAGGAAAAGAUAAAAAUGCAAGACAGUAUGGAUGCACACUUGGCCCGAAAAACAGAGGCUAGAGAAGCAAAACAAAUCGACAAAAAUCGUGCAAAACUUGACAAGAGUUUUUUGUGUUUUGCCGUAGAUAUGGAGAAAAUUCUUUUAACGCCUUCAUUACAAGUAGGAAAGUUAUACUAUACCCAAAAACUAAAGACAUUUAACUUUACCGUAUAUAAUUUGGGGACUGCACAAGCUGAAAAUUUUAUGUGGCAUGAGGGGGUUGGCACCAAAGGUUCGUCAGAGAUCGCAACCUGUUUGUGGAAACUUUUAAAUGGCUUUAGCCCUGAAGUAAAAGAAGUUACAUUCUAUGCUGACACAGCAUCGGGACAAAACCGUAACUGCAUUAAUGCUGCCAUGUUUUUACGAGCUGUACAUUUGCUUCCGAUUGAAAUUAUUAACCAAAAAUUUAUGGAGUCAGGACACUCUGAAAUGGAAUGUGACAGCGUUCAUUCUGCCAUUGAAAACCGUGGUAAUAAAAUCGAUAUUUACACCCCAGAGGGUUGGUACACAGUAGCUGCAUCAGAACUGCAAAAACUAAGCAACCAUUUUACAAUGUUACUGAAAUGAACUAUUCAGAUUUCUUAAAUUUUAAAUCUUUUUCCAAAUCCGCAAUAUUAAACAAAAAAAAAUGUACAGAUGGAAGUAAUUUGAAUUGGUUAAAAAUAAAAUGGAUUCAAUAUAGGAAAGAAGAACCUAACAAAAUUUUCUUUAAAAAACGUCUUGAUGAUUCUGAAUUUCGUUCCAUAGAAGUUAAAAAGGCAUCUUUAAGAAAUGGCGUAUCUUCCCUAAAUGCAGUUAUACCUAAUUUGUAUACAACUAGUAUACCAAUUGAAAAACGAAAAUUAACGGGCUUGCGUAAGUUAUGCGAAUCUGACUCCAUAAAGUCUGAUUAUCACGGAUUUUAUGAGGGACUAAGAACCACUGAUGAGGAUCAAGUUGAAUCCGAGAACGACGAAAACUGACAGUUUAAAUAAAAUUUAUUUUUAAACAUUUUGUAUUAGUAAUAUUAAUAAUAAAAAGUUAAAAAAAACUGCUGAGUUUUAUCAUUAUUUUAUAACAUUAUUGUUAGAUCUUUUCACAUCUUAAAAUAUUCCGGCAAAACAACUAGCUUUGUGGUAGUGAAAGGGGCUAAGCCACAUAAAACCUAAAAUAUUGUUUAUAAUUUCAAAAUAAAAAUAUCCACACAACAAGUAUGACACCUAAUUACAAAUAUCAAAAAAUUGUUAUGAUUUGACCUUUUUUUAAUAUUCUAGAAAAGAAUAUAUAAGUUUUUUGGAAACAAACUUUUUUGAAAGCGCGCUAGCUCCAGUUUUACUUUAUGUGGGUUAGGACAGUUCACAACCAAAGCGACGAUAUAUGCAUUCUUAGUUGGUAUUUCAACUAAAUCAAACGCACUUAUUAUAUCGCUAGCUAUACCUACUAAAAAUCUAGGGCUAUUUAAACUCUAGUACAAAUAAAUAUCAAGAAUUUCAACAAGUGUGCCGCCUCCACUGUCUUCAGACCUCAACAUAGUCAUCUGACCCGAUCGAUAGAAUAACGAGAUGCGCGGAUUUUGCCGCCUGUUGAUGUCACCGGUUCUUUAUAAACUUUUCUAACUAUAAGUGUCCUCACCGCAGGCACACUACCACACAAAGGGUUAAUAUUAAAAAGCUGAGUUUGAACUUGAUAAAAAUGGCACAACUACUACAAUUUUCGUGGCGGUAUGCUUUGCUUGCUAGAAAAAUAGGGUUUUUCACGUUUUACUCGAAAACCUUAAGGUUAUGUGAGAAAAGUAUAGAUACAAAAACUAUAGAUUUUUUUAUUACCUAUUAAAAAGCAUUUUUUUCUUAGGCAAUUAUUUUCUGCAAAAAAAAACAUUUUUCAUUAAUUCUACCCUUAGCCCCCCACCCACCCCACAUAACUUACCAGUAGGAAAUUGUUGUUCAAAAAUCAUUGUUUUUCAUAAUAAUACGCAUGAAUAACAGCUGGUUUUGUUAUUUAUAUCUAAUCUAAUAACACAGUUUGUUUAUUUAAAUUUGAUAUAUUUGUAUAUUAAUAAAUAUUUAAUACAAAAACAGUGCUAUUAGAUUGGAUAUUAUGUACAAAAAACGGUGAUUUUUAAAAAAUAAUUACUAGGAUAAGGGUUGUGGUGAUGAAAAAUAAAGUAAAUCUUAGAAAAUUUCAAAAAUG